AUGUCACAUAAAAAAGACGAUAUACCUAGUACAUUAGUAGUCAAUUUUGAUAAAGAGUGGCUAUUUAAACAACUACAAAAAAGUUCUGCUGAUAAUAAUAUCGCAUCAACAGAAUACAAUGAUCAACAGUGGGAAAGAGUUUCACUUCCCCAUAAACAAGAACAACUUGAACCAAUAUACAAUUGGUAUCGUAAAUAUUUUGAAUUAAAUAAUGAACCUGAAGACAAGAAAAAAUUUUAUUACUUAUAUUUCGAUCAAGAUGACCAGAUAACAGUUGAUAUCUGGAUUAAUAAUAUAAAGAUAUUAAACGAUGGUAGUUUUCUAUCGUGUUCAUCGUUAGAUAUAACACAAUAUGUUCGUUUUGAAGAGAAAAAUUUAGUUGUUUUAUGUGUUGUAAAUGACACUCUUCAUUUACAAGUCCGUUUGAUAAUUACCGAUGAGACAACGUUAACAUUAAAUUCGACACAUGGACAAACAAUAUAUUCUGGUCAAAUACCGGUUAAACAUAAACAUCAUAUACCGCUGGAAUAUACAGCGAGUUUAACGAAUGAGGGACGCAUUGAUCUUUGUAUAAAUGAAGAUAAAAAAUGUCGAAACGAAUAUUUAUCAGAACUUCAAAAGCAAAGUCAAACACUCAUUCACGGCAAAGAUCCUAAUGAACGUGAUCGUUUAACACUUUACCAAUCGAUACCACACUUAACAAUUUGUAUUAUGGUCGUAGGUAGCCGCGGUGACGUUCAGCCGUUUAUUGCAUUCGGCAAAGAACUCUUGAAAGUCGGACAUCGUGUUCGUUUAGCUACACAUAAAACAUUUGAAAACUUUGUACGUGAAAAUGAUCUAGAAUUUUAUCCACUUGGUGGUGAUCCAGCUGAUUUAAUGUCUUUUAUGGUUAAAAAUGCUGGCAUCAUUCCAUCGGUGAGUAGUAUUUUUGCAGGUGAUAUACAGAAAAAUCGAGAACAACUAUUUGAAAUUCUAAAGUCAACGUGGCGAGCAUGCACUGAACCAGAUAAUAAGACAGGAGAACCAUUCAUUGCUGAAGCGAUCAUUUCAAAUCCACCAACAUUCGGACAUAUUCAUUGUGCACAAAAACUAAAUAUUCCUCUACAUAUUUGUUUUACAAUGCCUUGGUCACCAACAAGUGCGUUUCCACAUCCCCUAUGUAGAGUCGACUAUACAAAAUGGCAUGCGAUAGAAAAAAUCAAUCUUUUAUCAUAUCAAGUCGUAGAAAUGUUAACAUGGUCAGCAAUGCGUGAUUUAAUUAACAAUUUUCGUAAAAACACACUAGGACUCGAAAAAUUACAUACACGAAAAGCAAUACAUUUGAUUGUUGACGAACAUGUUCCACAUACGUAUUGUUGGUCACCUUGUCUUGUGGCUAAACCAGAAGAUUGGGGUGAACACAUUGAUGUAAGUGGAUUCUUUUUUCUUGAAAAAUCGAAAGACUAUAAACCGCCUACAAAACUGGUGGAGUUUUUACAAAAUGGUGAUCGUCCAUUUUAUAUUGGUUUUGGUAGUAUUACGGGUCAUAAUUCUAAACAUUUGUAUGAAAUUGUUGUUGAAGCAUUAGAACGUGGUUCGUUUAGAGCAGUUAUAUUGGGCGACUGGGCAGGGAUCAAUGAAAAUUCAAAGAUACCGGCUAAUAUUUAUCUCAUCAAAGAUUGUCCACAUGACUGGUUGUUUCAAUAUGUUGCAGCUGUAUGUCAUCAUGGUGGUGCUGGAACCACAGCUGCCGGGCUCCGACUAGGUAAACCGACUAUUAUUGUUCCAUUUUUCGGGGAUCAAUAUUUUUGGGGAGCGAUGGUAGCUCAGAGUAAUGCAGGUCCAAAACCACUACCGGGUAAACAUCUGAAUGCCAAUGAUUUGUUUGAGGCUUUUAAAUUUGCAUUAACACCCGAAGUCAAGGCAGCUGCAGAAAAAUUAGCAAACAAGAUAAAGAACGAGGAUGGCGUAGGAGCAGCUGUAAAAUCAUUUCACAAUAAUUUACCUCUCUAUCACAUGUCAAGUGAUCUUGAAUCGACCUAUGCAGCUCGUUACUAUCUACCAGAUUAUGAUAUGAAAAUUUCGCUUCCCGUCGCUCAAGUACUGACUGCUGGUGGAGCUAUUGACGAAUCCGAACUGAGAAACUAUCAUACAAAAGUAUGGGGAUUUCAACAUGAUCAUAAUAUUUUAAGAAAAGGCCAUCGUGCAUUUUCGAAUUUUUUCACAUGGAUAACGAGAGGUUUAUUUCAUUCUUCAAAAGAAGAAAAAGAAGAUGUACUAGGUUUACCAUUGUCUCGAAGUCGAUCGAGUUCAUUAGUAACUGUUGAUAAUUCACCAGAGGGGCUGGCAGCAGCAAAGUCAGGUUUCACAAAACCAGUGUGCCGAAACAUUUUGAAUGACUUUAAACAAAUACAAAUGAGACAUAAGAUACUGCGUGAUGAGUACAACAAAGCAAGAAUAGACGCUAUAAACAGUAACAAUGUACUAAGUAACCUCGUUGUUUGA
Molecule: messenger RNA, 2484 nt
Organism: Didymodactylos carnosus
Lineage: Eukaryota; Metazoa; Rotifera; Eurotatoria; Philodinida; Philodinidae
Source: the annotation of a GenBank genome assembly